UCCUGGUCACUUAAGAUAAGGAAUUGUGGCUUCGGAGAAGCGCAGUCCCACCCUCUGUGGGGCCCUCUCCUCUGGCCACAUUGUCCUGUUCACAAAACUCCAGCAUUUUUACAGAGGCUGUUUUCCCCACCAAAGUUCUCUAAUGAAUAUUUGAUACUGACUAUAAUUUGUCAGACCAUCACAGCGAAGCGUGGCCGUCCCUCCCUCCUGCCACCACCGAGCAGGAAAUGCCGGGCACCGGGCACCUCGACAUGCCGGGACCCCCGACCCCCGCCACGCCGCCGGAGCCCACGGUCAACAUCCUCCAGAUGGAGGGUCCAACCACUGACCCCACCAGCCAGCCCUGGCCGGGACCCCCACCCCAGCCUGAGAUCCCAGCCCCCAGCUCGCGCCGGGAGACCUGGACCGGCAAGUACAAGUUCCUGCUGUCCUGCCUGGGCUACUGUGUGGGGCUGGGCAGCAUCUGGCGAUUUUCCUACCUGUGUUACCGCAACGGAGGAGGCGUCUUCCUCAUCCCCUACUUCAUCAUGUUGCUCGGCAUGGGGCUGCCCCUCUUCCUGAUGGAGCUGAGCCUGGGUCAGUACGGAGCCGCGGGGCCCAUCACUGUCUGGAAGUGCUGCCCGCUGCUGAAAGGCAUUGGCAUUGCCAUGCUGAUCGUGUCCUCCCUGGUGUCCUUCUACUACAACGUCAUCAUUGCCUGGGCUUUCUACUACCUGGGCUCCUCCUUCCAGAGCCCCCUGCCCUGGUCCUGCGAUGCCCCCAGGAACGUGUACCUCUGCCAGCGAGCGGGUGCUGGGGGUGAUGCACAGCUCCGGCCUCGGGGACCCCGGCGCCGUGCAGUGGCCCCUCGCCCUGUGCCUGCUAGCAGCCUGGAUCCUUGUCUUCUUCUGCACGCAGAAGGGCAUCCACAGUUCAGGCAAGAUGGUGUACUUCACGGCCACCUUUCCCUACCUGGUCAUCCUCACCCUCAUCAUCUGGGGGGCCACGCUGGACGGCUCCCUCGACGGCAUCCGCUUCUACCUCUCCUCGGACUGGAGCAGGCUGCAGAGUGCCCAGGUGUGGAGCGACGCGGCCUCACAAAUCUGCUAUUCCCUGGGCAUCGGGUUCGGCGGGCUGGUCUCCAUGGCCUCCUACAACGAGUUUCACAGCAACGUCAUCCGGUGAGCGGGGCCGGGGCGCGAGGGGCACGGGGGGUGCGGGCUGUCGGGGCAGCCCCGGGUUGCAGCUGGGGAGGAGCAGGGUGGUGGUGGGGAGGUCCGAGCCCCACGGCCCAUCGGGAUGCCCCCAUCUCCAUCCUCACCUCACGGGCGUGGGGCUGUGAUGCCCUUCCCGGCAGGAACACCUUGGUCCUUGCCAUUGGGACCUGCUGCACCAGCUGCUUUGCCGGCUUUGCCAUCUUCUCGGUGCUGGGGCACAUGGCCUGGAGGAAACAAGUCCCUGUGGGCAGUGUCACCGACUCAGGCCCCGGGCUGAUGUUCGUGGCAUACCCUGAAGCCCUCUCCCUGCUGCCCAUCUCCCCGCUCUGGUCCAUCCUCUUCUUCCUGACGCUUUUAACGCUGGGAGUGGAUACUUUGUUUGGGAACAUUCAGGCCAUCACCACAGCCAUCCUGGACGAGUUCCCGGCCCUGCACAGCCGGAGGAAGAAGGUGGCGUUGCUGGGUGCUCUCUGUACCUCCUUCUACCUGCUGGGGCUCCUGCUGGUCACCCAGGGAGGCAUCUUCUGGUUGACCCUCAUGGACAAGUACAGCACCGGCUUUGGGCUGAUCACCGUCUCCCUCUUCAUGUGCCUGGGCAUCGCCUUCUGCUACGGCGUGAACCAGUUCUGCCAGGACAUCAUGGACAUGAUCUGCCAGUGCCCACCCUGGUGCAGGCACAUGCUGGGCUACUUCAAGGCGUGCUGGACCUUCUUCACCCCCUGCCUGCUGCUGUCCGUGCUCAUCUGCACCUGCCUGCACAUGCACCGUGUGCCCCUGCACCAUGGCACCUACGAGUACCCCACCUGGGGCACGAGCCUCAGCAUCUGUAUGGGCGUCCUCACCUGCCUGCAGGUCCCGCUCUGGGCCGUUGUGGCCCUGUGCCGCGAGUCGGGGACGCUGAGCAACCGCUUCCAGAAAGCCAUCCAGCCCCUGCACUCCUGGAGGGCAGCCGCUGGCCGCAACAUCACUGGAGACGUCAUUGCAUGGCGUUCACCAUCACCCUGACCGGCGGCGACUUCACCGCGCUGCCCCACGGCAGCAGCGAAGACUGAUGCCGGCCCCGGGGCACCCCACGUCCUUGCAUGGAGCCCCCCGGGAAGAUGGGACCCACUGAUGAUGGACGGGGACACCCGCCAGGGGCCGGCUGCUGGUGCACGUGGCUCCCCUUGUGCCGUCACCAUCACCCAUCCCGGCGGAUGAUAAUCACUGAUCCCAGCACGUAAUGCUUUUUCCUGGAAAUGUUCUGCAUGCUCCAAAGGUGUUUCUGGGGGACUUUGUGACCAGGACCGGCUGCCUGGGCCGUGCUCCAGCCCUUCGCUUGCCUCUGGGCAGUUGCCACAUCUCGUUGGAGUGGUUUGGGGGCAGCUGCGUGCAUCCCUGGCCCCAACCCAGAGCUCUCCCAGCAGGGCAGGCUGCCGGCAGUGACCCUGGCAGCGGCAGCCGCCUUGGGCAGGGGCCAGGCUGGCCAAGCCCACCGUGGCAGUGGGAACGGCACGCUGACCCCCGGGCAGGGGGCUCUGGGCCCCCCCCAGCUGCCUCCCAGGCGGUGCUUGGGGCCAGCGGCUCUGGCACGGCUGUCACCGCUGCGCUGCCAGGCUGGACUGGCCCGGCAGCCAAUUCCAAGCCCCCGGCCCGGGGCAGGUCCCCACUCGCCCAUCCCGGGCCCAGGAGCAGCACGGCGCAGGCAAGAGGGGCAAGGGCCGCCCCGGGGUUGGGUUUGUAGCCUCAGGGCGGCUGCGAGCGCACGAUGCGUUUGCUGCUGCUGCGAUAAAGCUCCAUUUUCCAGAA
This is a messenger RNA of Harpia harpyja (harpy eagle), 2984 nucleotides long. Its product is annotated as sodium-dependent proline transporter-like. Gene Ontology annotation, biological process: sodium ion transmembrane transport. Gene Ontology annotation, cellular component: membrane. The record is from RefSeq and is a predicted model, not a curated record. Lineage: Eukaryota; Metazoa; Chordata; Aves; Accipitriformes; Accipitridae. The transcript is spliced from 13 exons. Gene Ontology annotation, molecular function: L-proline transmembrane transporter activity. The coding region runs from base 228 to 2201 and encodes 657 amino acids.